Nomia melanderi (Alkali bee) is the source of this 3431-nucleotide messenger RNA. NCBI's taxonomy places the organism in Eukaryota, Metazoa, Arthropoda, Insecta, Hymenoptera, Halictidae. The record is from RefSeq and is a predicted model, not a curated record.
UCCGUGGUUAAACUUACCCUAGUAUGAUAGGGGGCGCGGUAAAUGCGAACGAUGACUUUUACGCAGUAAAUGAUUCUUAUCAUUUCUGUGCUACGUAUUAUGUAAAACCGAACUGGAAUUGAAUUUUUUGUAGCAUUAAAUAAUGCACUAAAAGAGGGAGUUCGUCUGUCGGUUGGUGAUUCUGAUUCUUGGACUAAAACUCAUAACUCCAUAGUUCUGUUAGAGUACAGGCUGUCGGAAUUAGACAUUUUUCGACUUCAAGUUGCUUCACUUUCAAUGCGAAUACAUACCGACCUCGCUAGAGAGUCGCUGUGACACAACAAAUAUGGCGUAUCGUGGUGUGAAAGGUUCCGAUCCAUUUGUUUCGAAAACAUCUCGAAAUGAACGUUUCGCGCAAAUGUCGAAGCAAGAACAAAUUAUUCAGCAAAAGAAGCUCGAGAUACAAGCGAAAAUGCAAGAACAGAAAGCAAAAGAAGCCGUGGAAAAUUUGAAAAAGAGCAAUGCACUGAUUCCGAAUUCGAGAACGAAUAAAGCUAAUACCGUCAAAAAACACGAAGAGAAACCAACCGUGUCGCAAACAAUUAAUCUAUUCGCCAAUGAUGGUAGCUUUUUAGAUCAAUUUAAAAGAAUUGCAAGUAACAAAGGAACAGCGAAAACAGAAUCAAUGUUUUCUUUGAAAUCCGAAGAGAAGAGAGAGGAGAAGUACACGGACGGUACGCAUCAUAAGGAAAGGAAGAAGAGCAAUGAUAUAAACAGGGAUUGGGAGAAUAGAAGAGAGCGUAGAAGGAUCGAUUCCAGAUGGGAAAAAAGCUCCGAUAAGAGGCACAGUUCAUCCUCAAGCCCGUCUCCUACCAGACACACGUCGUCGCAAAGCCCAGAAGCUCGACGUAACUUUAACCAAUUAGCUUCCGCUGCGCAACGUUUGCAGCACAAUCAGCAACAGUAUUUCCCUAGAAAUGGGAAUUCGUCUCUUGUGCCUCCUCACGCGUCUCAAUCUGUGAUGCAUCUGACGAGUGUACCGCCGCCAAACAUACGAAACAUCAUAACCAACAUUCCUCCUCCAAACUUGCUGAGAAUGCCACCUCCCAAGAAUCUGGUGAACAGUUAUCCCGGAAUAGACGAUCGAUCCGGAGAUCCUAGAAUGCAAAUGUCACCGUCACAUACGAUACACGGAUCUCCAGCUACCUCUGUACAGGCUAUUACCGCCAAUACCAAUGUGCCUCCGCCGAAUAUUCACAUUUCUCGGACAAUGCCCCCGAAUUUACAGAAUCUACCACCUCCUACACUUUCCGCAUCUUCACCGCUCUUACCAUCGUCGUCUUCGUCUUCGUCGUCGUCGUCGUCGUCGUCGUCGUCUUCGUCGUCGUCGUCGUCGUCGUCGUCGUCGUCGUCGUCGUCGUCGUCGUCGUCCUCUUCUUCACCACCACCGCCGCCACCACCACCGCCACUGUCGACCGCGGCACCAACAGCAACGCAAACAUCAACGCCAACACCCACAGCAAUGCCAACACCACUACCUUCAUCGUCAUCUUCUUCGUCAGCGGCAACCUCGUCGCCCUCGAUAUCGUCGAGCUCAGUGGCAUCCGGGACGCAGCAACAUAUACUUUCGUGCGGACGACAGUGCGGGGUACUGCCUCCCGCAACCCUGCAGCCUACGAAUCUACCACCCCCGAAUAUUCCUCCUCCGAAUUUGCUAUCAACGCUGACGCAAAUGCCGCCAAAUAUGAUGUCUAUGCCACCUUCGCAGACAAUCGUGGUCACCGUACCAAACGCGUCCAAUGUACCCAACGUUCCCCCGCCGAACGUGAUACCGCCCGUGAUGAUGUCAGCACCUCCACCUCCGGUUCGUAACGUUUCGUCGAACAUAAAUUCGGUUCCACCGCCGAAUUUGAAUAUUCCACCCCCGAACGUGCCACCGCCUCCGAUAAUACAAAAUGCCGGCCCACCUCCUUCUUUGAUGUCGACAAGUUAUCCUCUUCCUAAUCAAGUCACUCAGGUACCUAUGGGACCACCUAACAUUCAAGUGCCACCACCGGCGAGGCCGUUGUCCGGUCUACAAGCUACAGACCAGCUAGUGUGUCCCGUAGAGGCUGAGCAGCUGGCACGCAUCGUCGCCGAUUGCGGGGAUGAAAUCGAGCAGGAGGCGCGAGAGAAGAAUGCACAAGAUCCUAAGUUAUGGUUUCUGCACCAAAAGCAAAGUGCAGCGUACCUGCAGUACAGGGGGUUAGUGGCCAAGUUCCGAGCUGAAAAAUCGACCAAGGAACCGAAGGAUACCGGUGCAGAACCUUAUUGUCCGGAAGAAGCUCUCAGCGAUAACGAUGACGGUGAUCAGAACCAUAUUCACAAACAUGUGUCUUUGAUGCAAGAUCGUACGAAAGACGAAAGCAAGGAAGAACGUAAACGAAAAAGACGCAGUCGUUGGGGUGAUCCGGAUAAUAAAGUAUCCAUAGCGGAACUUAAUACAUUGUCUACGAAGAAACAAAACAGUGCGAGUCUUUCACAGCCGGGUAUUGCGAUUCCUGGACAAAUUGGCCAACCAGCUGUAAUAAUUCCAUCAUCGAAGAUGCAACACGCGAAAACGAAAAAUCCCAUGUUGACCAAAAUUUCUAGGAACGAUCCGGCAUUGAUACAAUACGCUCGACAAACGUUUGGCACGUUAGACCUCACCGAAGAACAGUGGAAAAAAGCGGAAGAUCAUUACAAAAUAAAUCUACUGUAUCAAAAUCUGUUGAGAAAACGAGAGGAAUUGAAGCGCUUAGAGGCACAGGGCAAGCAUAAAUACGAAUACGAUAGCGACGAAGAAACCGAAGGCGGCACCUGGGAACACAAGCUUAGGUCCGCCGAGAUGGAGGCUACUCAAUUGUGGGCAGAAGAACUGACAGCUCAAGCGGAGGGAAAGCAUCAUAUCGGUGAUUUUCUACCGCCGGACGAGCUGAAAAAAUUCAUGGAACAGUACAACGCGGUCAAGCAAGGAAAGGAACCCGAUCUGAGCGAUUAUAAGGAAUAUAAACUCAAAGAAGAUAACAUAGGAUUUCAGAUGUUGCAGAAACUAGGUUGGAGCGAAGGACAAGGUUUGGGUAGCGAGGGCAACGGACGUAUCGAACCUGUUAAUAAGGCGACUAAUAGGUUCGAUAGCGCCGGCUUAGGUUCUGAGAGACCAGACGGGGUAUCUAGAGACGACGACGAAUUCGACGCCUACAGAAAACGAAUGAUGCUGGCUUACAGAUUUAGGCCUAAUCCCUUGAAUAAUCCUCGGAGACCUUAUUACUGAGAAUGACUAUCUAUGGAUUGUGUCUAUGGCGUUAAACGCGUAUAAAUUUUCUAUUUAGUUAAACAAUAAAACUUUAUUAUUUUGUAUAUUUAAAUUUGCGGAAGCGUACAAAAUUAUACAUAAAUCAUGUCAUUUUCUCGAAGGUGGACAAUAUAAUUCA